AUGGCCGACUGCACGUUAAUGGCGUUGCUUCAAGUGACAGGCCAGGCGGACGGCCUUGCUGCCGAUGCUCUUGCUAAUCUCAGUCAUAUCCCCUUAAUUCAGCACCUCGCAGCGGUCUUAAGCAAGGAGGACAACUACGUCAGCCCAGAGGACUUUGAAAUGGCGGAGGUCCAGACAACCUAUGAAAACAACCCCGACCUUGCCGACCAGGAAGUCCAGCAGCUGUUAGACCUCCGCCUAAGUAAUCCAGAACUCUUCUCGCUUGAACUAGCAGACGAGCCCGAGCUCCGGGAGGUCAUCGACGCCAUCGCAAAACAGGACGAGCUCAUAAAGCAAGGGGACGCGCGCUUGGCCCGUACGCGCGCACACCUGGCCACGCUGCAUGAGAACAGCCAAGCCAUUCGGCUGCAGCAGCAGCAAGCAGACCAAGGCCUGGCACGAGCCAAUCGCGCUGUAGAGCAGCGCACCGCUGCUGCGUCGAGCCGAAACGCCGCUGAUAACUGCACCGCGCAGGCGGUCCAGGAUUGCGCGCGUCUCAUGCAGGACUUGCUGCACAAGUCCGCGGAACGCUGGCUGCUUUUAGCGCACCCACUGGACGAGCUACGCGAAAUUGAAAAGGCAAUAACUGCCGAGAUCUCACGGGCCAAAGAGCAGCUAAGCCCUGCCGAGCUCGCGCGGCGUCUGGCUGAGCAGCAGGCCUCCCAGGGCGCCCUCCCGGAUACGCCCUUCGCGCCCAGCGGCACGCGCAUGCUGACGGGGUUGGAGCCCGAGCAGUACGCCACGGUGCUGGCGGAGGCGGGGCGCAUCGGCACCAGCGGCCGCAUGAUGCGCGACCGAGUGGAACGGCUGCAGGCGGAGCUGGCGGGACUGCAAAGGCAGAUAGACCUGCUGCAGCACCUGGCGGACGAGACCGCGGGCGGUGUGACGGCCAGCAGUCUGGGCUGUGUGCUAGGGGACUGGAAGCAGCGGCUGGACCCGGAGGCUGAGGCUCGGCUGAGGGCCGAGACGGAGAUGCUGGAGGAGCAGCUGAGAAGCCUGCAUGACGGGGAGCAGCGGCAGACACUGCUGGACCAGCUCGCCGCCGUGUUCACGGCGCAGGUGAAGCGGGCGCUGUGGCUGCUGCGGCACCAGCAGCUGGGCUACAUGACACAGCUGCAGCGGCAGCUGCUGGAGGUGCUGCUGCAGCAGUGGUCACGGACGGAGGUCGUCCAGGUGAUUCGCGCGGAGGAGCGGCGCACCCUGCAGGACCUGUACAUCUCCCUGGGCGCCGUGUGCGGUGAACUGGAGGAGGCCGCCCGUGUUGCCGCGGCCGAUGUGGAAGAGUUCCGUUCCCUGUCCUCGGGAGCUGAGGCUCAGGCGCUUCUGGCAACGGACCGCGGACCUCAGGCCCUGCUGGGCGGCGACAACGCGCUGUGCUCCGCGUACACGCUGCUGGACUGCCAGCGACAGCGGUUGCAGCUGCUGCAGGAGCGACACGAGGCAGGCCUGGCGGCGCAGGCGGCCGCGGACGCGGCAGCUGCCACCGCCGCCGGCGGCGCUGCCAGCGGCGGCCUGAGCCAGGGCAAGGACGGCGGCGGCGGUGGGCCAGGUGGCGGUGGAGGUUUCACUGCCACGCAGUCGCUGACGUCGCCGCGAACAGCCGGCAGUGGCGCAGGCGGCGGCUUUGGCGGGGCGGCGGCGGCGGCGGGCGCGGCGGGCAAUGCCUUUUUGGAUAGCGUACUGUCCGACCCGGCUCAUCGAACUGUGUCGAACUUAGCUGCAGGCGUGGACGCGGUGCUAGGCCUUAUGGGCCGGUUGGAGCAGCAGGUUCACCACCGAGUGUCAGGCCAGUUGUCCAAAUUGGUUUCGGAGGGUCGGCGCCGCGUGGAGGAGUUGCGGCAGAUGCUGGCGGGUCCUGCGGGAAUGGCGCAAUCGCCCCAGCAGCAGCAGCAGCAGCUUCUGGUGCUCGCCAACGACUCGGUGCAGCAGCAGACAACAAUACAGAAACAACCGCAGGCGGGGCAGCAGACGACGCAGAUGAUGGCGUCUGCCGGGCAGCAGUCUUCGACCUCGGCGUCGUCGCGCAGUGGUGUCAGCGGUGGUGGUGGUGGUGGAGGUGGAGGGGGGGGGUCGGCACGGGCAGGGCAGAAGGCACAAGCGUGGCCGGUGCUCCGAGACCAGGCGUUCGAGAACGAGCUUGCGGGCACCAAGGUCGACGUGGAGCGCGUCCUGGCGGACAUCCAAGUGUUCGUCUCCCGCCAAAACAUGCUGCUGGACAGCCACCGGCGACAGUCGGAGCAGUCCCGAUUGGAGCGUGGGGUGCUGGCGGCGUUUUGGAACGCGCCCGAACAGCUGCUGUGUGACGUGCAGGCACUGCGGGACAGGCUCGCAGCGCUGCUUAAUUCCCAAUAA
Volvox carteri f. nagariensis is the source of this 2391-nucleotide messenger RNA. RefSeq lists its product as uncharacterized. The transcript is spliced from 5 exons. The record is from RefSeq and is a predicted model, not a curated record. The coding region runs from base 1 to 2391 and encodes 796 amino acids. NCBI's taxonomy places the organism in Eukaryota, Viridiplantae, Chlorophyta, Chlorophyceae, Chlamydomonadales, Volvocaceae.